Messenger RNA from Daucus carota subsp. sativus, 881 nucleotides. RefSeq names its product protein phosphatase inhibitor 2. Bases 271 to 771 code for a protein of 166 amino acids. NCBI's taxonomy places the organism in Eukaryota, Viridiplantae, Streptophyta, Magnoliopsida, Apiales, Apiaceae. Gene Ontology annotation, molecular function: protein phosphatase inhibitor activity. The record is from RefSeq and is a predicted model, not a curated record. Gene Ontology annotation, biological process: regulation of signal transduction. The transcript is spliced from 5 exons.
UUAGAAUUAGUUUUUUAUUUAUUUAGGUUUUCUAAUUUUCAAUUAUCCACUACAUAUUGUUUGAUCGUUUACGAAUCCAGUUUUCAGCCCGAUAUUUGUAAAAAGAAAUCUUUUUACCCGGUGUCAGCAUAAAUCGGUUGGUCUCGCAAAUCAACGUCGUAUGAUGUACCGGCGAGGCAAUUUCCCCGUUUCGUAUGUAUAAUGUAUCAAUCAGUCUGUUCUCAACCACUUUCUGAUGCUUGAGAUAUAAAAGACCGGAACAAAUCAGAAAUGAGUAGCGGCAAGGUGAGGUGGAAUGAAGCGAAUCUGUGUGAAAUUGAAGCAAACAAACCUGUGAGGCAGAAAAUAGCAGAACCAAAGACUCCAUAUCACCAAAUGAUUGAUGAUGAUGGAUCAUUGUCUCCUACUUGUAGUUUUGAAGAAGGUACUGCCAAUUCUGUGCAUGGAGAUGAAAAAGGUUCUGCGUUGAGUGAUGUGGCAUCUUCCAGAAGAUAUAAUUCUCAUCGGUCUGGAUGGACAUCUUCUGAAGAUGAGGCAGACGCCAUGGAUGAAGAUGGUUCCAGUUCAGAAAAGAGGGAUAGCUUUGGGGAACAUCGUCGAGCUCACUAUGAUGAAUUUCGGAAGGUGAAAGAACUCAGGCAAAAGGGUUCUUUACAUGAACAAGAAUCUGAUGAGGAUGAAAAUUGCCAGCUCAAGAACAGGAAAUGCGAUGUGUCUUCCUCCGUAAAAGAAUCAAAUAUUGCAGGUUGCAAAGAUAUGCCACCAACUUAGCAGUCUAGUGAAGAGUAAUGCAUAUCGUUCUUAAUUAUCUUCAAUUUCCCCCCCGCUGUCAUUUUACUUUCUAAUUAUUCUGGCACAAGGAAUGCAAUUGAUUUGAGUAA